Marmota monax (woodchuck) is the source of this 13127-nucleotide messenger RNA. It is a transcript of the gene Hook3, whose product is annotated as hook microtubule tethering protein 3. The record is from RefSeq and is a predicted model, not a curated record. The coding region runs from base 228 to 2384 and encodes 718 amino acids. The transcript has 22 exons. Gene Ontology annotation, molecular function: dynein light intermediate chain binding; microtubule binding. Gene Ontology annotation, cellular component: cytoplasm; centrosome. Gene Ontology annotation, biological process: cytoskeleton-dependent intracellular transport; cytoplasmic microtubule organization. Lineage: Eukaryota; Metazoa; Chordata; Mammalia; Rodentia; Sciuridae.
CGUGGGCUCGCGGCGGCGCGCAGUCCCGAGUGAAAGGAGAAGGAGGGGCACGGGGGUGACGGUGCGGGACACACUGCCAGUGCCGGCGAGUGUUAGGCGGCCAGGGAGCGCAAAGGAGGUGGGCCAGAGGCCCGGUCAGCUGCCCGGACCCUCCGGACCAACCCCAGGCCGAGCGGCGGCGGUUUCUGGCUAGGUGGGGAGGCGCUGCCAAGCCCCAGCAGAGGAAGAUGUUCAACGUGGAGUCGUUGGAGCGGGUGGAGCUGUGCGAGAGCCUUCUCACUUGGAUCCAGACAUUUAACGUGGAUACACCAUGCCAGACCGUGGAAGAUUUAACGAAUGGGGUUGUGAUGGCCCAGGUUCUCCAAAAGAUAGAUCCUGCAUAUUUUGAUGAAAAUUGGCUAAACAGAAUCAAAACUGAAGUGGGAGAUAAUUGGAGGCUAAAGAUUAGCAAUUUAAAGAAAAUAUUAAAAGGAAUCCUGGAUUACAAUCAUGAGAUUUUAGGACAACAGAUUAAUGACUUUACCCUUCCUGAUGUGAACCUUAUUGGAGAGCAUUCUGAUGCAGCAGAGCUUGGAAGGAUGCUCCAACUCAUUUUAGGCUGUGCUGUGAACUGUGAACAGAAGCAAGAGUACAUCCAAGCCAUUAUGAUGAUGGAGGAAUCUGUUCAACAUGUUGUCAUGACAGCCAUUCAAGAGCUAAUGAGUAAAGAGUCUCCUGUCUCUUCUGGGAAUGAUGCCUAUGUUGACCUUGAUCGCCAGUUGAAGAAAACUACAGAAGAAUUAAAUGAAGCUUUGUCAGCAAAGGAAGAAAUUGCUCAAAGAUGCCAUGAAUUAGAUAUGCAGGUUGCAGCAUUGCAAGAGGAGAAAAGUAGUUUAUUGGCAGAGAAUCAGAUAUUAAUGGAAAGACUCAAUCAAUCUGAUUCCAUAGAAGAUCCCAACAGUCCAGCAGGAAGAAGGCAUUUGCAACUCCAAACUCAAUUAGAACAGCUACAAGAAGAAACAUUCAGACUAGAAGCAGCCAAAGAUGAUUAUCGAAUACGCUGUGAAGAGUUAGAAAAGGAAAUCUCUGAACUUCGGCAACAGAAUGAUGAAUUAACUACUUUGGCAGACGAAGCUCAGUCUCUAAAAGAUGAAAUAGAUGUUCUUAGACAUUCUUCUGAUAAAGUAUCUAAACUAGAAGGUCAAGUGGAAUCUUAUAAAAAGAAGCUGGAAGACCUUGGUGAUUUGAGGCGGCAGGUUAAACUCUUAGAAGAGAAGAAUACCAUGUAUAUGCAGAACACUGUCAGUCUAGAGGAAGAGUUAAGAAAGGCCAAUGCAGCACGAAGUCAACUUGAGAUGUAUAAGAGACAGGUAGUAGAACUGCAAAAUAGAUUAUCUGAAGAAUCAAAGAAAGCAGAUAAAUUAGACUUUGAAUAUAAGCGGCUAAAAGAAAAAGUUGAUAGUCUUCAAAAGGAAAAGGAUAGAUUAAGAACAGAAAGGGAUUCUCUGAAGGAAACUAUUGAAGAGCUUCGUUGUGUGCAGGCUCAGGAAGGACAGCUCACCACUCAAGGAUUAAUGCCUCUGGGCAGUCAAGAAUCUUCAGAUAGCCUCGCAGCAGAGAUUAUUACUCCUGAAAUCAGGGAGAAACUUAUUCGUCUUCAGCAUGAGAAUAGAAUGCUAAAAAUUAAUCAAGAGGGUUCAGACAAUGAAAAAAUUGCCUUAUUGCAGAGCCUUUUAGAUGACGCAAAUCUACGCAAGAAUGAACUGGAGACAGAGAACAGGCUUGUGAAUCAAAGACUUCUAGAAGUACAGUCACAAGUUGAAGAACUGCAGAAAUCUUUACAAGAUCAAGGCUCAAAAGCAGAAGAUUCAGUUCUUCUAAAAAAGAAGCUUGAAGAACAUCUAGAGAAGCUUCAUGAAGCUAAUAAUGAAUUGCAAAAGAAGAGAGCCAUUAUUGAAGAUCUUGAGCCAAGAUUUAACAAUAGCUCCUUAAAAAUUGAAGAAUUACAAGAAGCAUUACGGAAGAAAGAAGAGGAAAUGAAGCAAAUGGAAGAACGAUAUAAAAAAUAUUUAGAGAAAGCCAAAAGUGUUAUCCGUACUUUAGAUCCUAAACAGAAUCAAGGAGCAGCACCAGAAAUACAAGCUCUUAAAAAUCAACUGCAGGAAAGAGACCGACUAUUUCACUCAUUGGAGAAAGAAUACGAGAAAACGAAGAGUCAAAGAGAGAUGGAGGAGAAAUGUAUUGUCAGUGCCUGGUACAAUAUGGGAAUGACUCUGCACAAAAAGGCGGCUGAAGAUAGACUAGCUAGUACAGGUUCAGGGCAGUCUUUUCUAGCUAGGCAAAGACAAGCAACCAGCACAAGAAGAUCUUAUCCAGGCCAUGUUCAACCAGCCACAGCAAGGUAGAAAAGUCUUAUCAUUAGAAAUAAAAAGCAACCUGCAUUGAAAGCAUACUUCUGUUACAUAUAACGACAUUUCAGGAAAUUCAGCCAGCUUACUUUUUGUUUUCCUUCUAGGUCAAUACUUAGUGUAUGUCAUUGGAGGACUUUUCCUCUCUUAGAUCUUUGUUUUAGUUUCUUUGUCCUUUAUUUUGUAGUCUUUUAAGUUCCUUUUAAUGUGCCAAAAAUUUAUAAAUGUCCAAUUAAAAGUGUUGUAUAAUAGUGUAAUUCUUUUCUUUGUAUGAAAAUGUCCUCUUCCCCAAUGGUGUAGGCUUUGUAUGAAUUAGAUUUUCUUCCAAUAAUUGAUAUACAAUUUAUAUUCUUUAUUGUGCCUAUGUGUUACCAUGCUUUAUAAGAAUGUCUUUGUUUAAAGGGAAUUAAUCUUUUUAUGAUGUAUUAAUCUGUGUUUUCAAUUGUUUUCCAAAUGCACUUCAAAUAACUUGCAUAUUUACUACACAAAAUAGUUGGCAAGUGCACUUUUUGCAAAGACUUAUACAUUGGCAUAGGUGCUAAUCAGAUCUUACUUGAGGCACCUGGCAGAAUUAAAAGAGAAAAAUUAGUUUUCACAUUGUUUUAUAGGAAAUUGAAUUUGUUCAAAGAUUUGGAGACAAUUUUUAAAUAUGUAAAAUUUCAUUAUUUCCUGCUAUCUUGUUUGCUGGCAGAAAUGAAUGCAUUGGUGAGGUUAUUUUGGGAGAGAUUAACAGAAGAAAAGAAAUUCAGCAGUAUAUUAUUUUUUUUCUUGCUUUGAAAUAUUUUAGGAUCAGAUUCUAACCAUUGCUUGACUUUAUACUCUCAAUUGCUCUCCAUAUCUAAAAGAUUUAUUUUUCAUAUACUUACAAGUAAUACGUAGCCUUACCUUCUGGGCAGUUUGUUGACUUGUGCCUCGUUUGUGUUACUUCUUCCUUUAUAUAAACUCUUAUGUUUCUCAAUAAUUUCUAAUACUUAACAUCUUAAAUACCAUUCAUUAAGAUCAGUAAGUGACUUCUUGUAUGUAAUAUUAUCACAGGUCUCUUUACAUUUUUUCUUAAAUCUAACUACUAGUCCAGGAAUUUGUUACUGAAUAGGUUUUCUUGGAUAUUUGGUUGCCUCAAAGUGCUUGCAUUAUAAACCACAUUUUUUUACCUUGAUGAAUGACUGUCAAAUAAUCAUUGUAAAGCACUUUUAUCUCUGUAAGGUGCUAUAUAAAUGCAAGAUAGCAUUCAUUUGAAAAUGAAAUGCCUUCUGUUUAACUUUUUCCACAUUAACUUGUAUAAGUAUUUGGUCCCAAAUUGUAUUUGACUUCCCCUCCAGCCUUUUUUUUUUUUGCACCAUAGCACAUUUUUUAAAAGCAAAAAUUUCUCAAAUUAAAUCAGGGUUUUUUUGUUUGUUUUUAGACAGGUCACCUAAUAGGAGGAUAUUAUUUCAUAUACUCUGUAUUUGGAAGUUCAGGUUUCAUUUAAUUCUGUGUAUCAAGUACAAAUAAGAAACAUUCAAUCAAGUUUGUUAGGACUUCAGAAACUAUAUUCAUGUCUUUAGUUGUUUAACUGUUCCUCUUUUAAAAGAAAGAGGACCUAGUUCAGAAAUUAUUCUUGAAGAAAGACAUUAGGACAUAUACAGAAACAACACUGUGCAUUGUGCAGAAGUGGCUUUUCGUUGUUGUUUUUUACAUUAUGUUCCUAAGUCUGAACAUAGUUGAGUGCUACUACCUAGGAAGACCAUAAAGCAGCAAGAACAGUAAUAAUAGAGAGAGCCAUGUGAAUAGAAUGCAUUGAGGGAUUUCAGUCUAAACAGCCUGGUUAAUGGAUCAAGCCCUUGUUUGUUUGUUUUUUUAAAAGACAGGGUCUUGCUAUGUUACCGUGCUGGGCCUCUAACCCCUGGGCUCAAGUAAUCCUUCUGCCUCGUCCUCUAAAGUGGCUGAUACUACAGGUGUGUGCAGCUGCUAAUGUAUCAGAUUUUGACAACAGAAGAUUAAAAACUACUUAAGAUGGUUUUUUAACCCUACCUUUAUUUCACAAAUAACAUAAAAAUUCAACUUUUUUUUUUUUUUUUUUUUUUUGAGGGAGGGUGGUGUUGAGUAUUGAACUCUGGAGACUCCUGCCACUAAGCUACAUCUCCAGCUCUUUUGUUUUUUAUUCUGAGACAGUCUCACUAAGUUGCUUAGGGCCUUGCUGAGUUUCUGAGACUCACCUUAAACUUGUGACCCUCCUGCCUCAGCCUCCCAUGUCACUGGACUUUACAGGCAUGUACCACCCCACCCAGCUCAAACACCUUUAAAAACAAAUUAGGUCUAGUAAACAGACUGACUUGGAGCCCUUAUAGAUAUGUUAAAAUUGCUUUUAUAAGUUUAUCAACUUUUAAUGUAUAUUAUUUCUGUAAUAAACAAAUUAAAAACAAAUAGGACAUAAACACUAAUGUUGGUAAUUAAAAUUAUUGGGCUAUUUGCAUAACAAAGCAGAUGUAAAUGAGACUACUCAUUAAGUGAAUUUUAUCUGUGAGGUGAGAGCUCUGGUUUCCUACCCACCCACCUACUCAGAUAUUUUUCUCUAAAGGGGUUGGAAGGGCAUCAAACCUUAAUUUUACUUCUGAUUUUCCUCAGCAUCUGUUAUAACAGUCUUUUAUAAGAAAUAGUAUCUGAAUGUACUUUAGGUUUCAGAAAGCUAAUAAUAAAUAUUAACUGUAACAAUAUUUCUUGUCCAGUUUUGGACAGGAUCUGGCGUUUCUAUUUCUCAAGUCAUUAUCAAUUUCUCAGGGGGUGCAUGUUGAUGCAUGGUGUUUCUACAUGUUAAGAGACAGUAGGAGGGCACAAUGGCACACAGUUGUAAUCCCAGUGACUCAGGAUGCUGAGGGAGGAGGAUCAUGAAUUCAAAGCCAGCCUCAGCAACUUAGUGAGACCCUGUCUCAAAUAAAAAAGAAAAGGAUUGGGGAUAUGGCCCAGUGGUUGAGCACUCCUGGGUUCAGUCCCUGGUACAAAAAUGAAAGAGAGACAUUAGCAGCUUGAUCUAGGUAUGAGUAAUUCUGGGCUUUAUUUUCACAAGCUUCUUGUAUCCAGUAGCUUUGUGAAGCCCCCAUGUUUGUGCAUAGUAGAGGUCCUCCUGGCAUCAGCAGUGCAGGAAGCACUGGGAUACUGUAUUAGGUCAGUCUGAGCUGUCACCAUAGCAUCUGAAUUCUUAAAAGGUCUAUUUUCUAUGCUCCUUCUAAAAAAACAGAAAGUCAAUAAAUAAAGAAUAUUAGCAUUUAUGCUCCAUAGUAUGUGUUUGAGAAGUUUAUAAUAGGAAAAAAAUCCAGUAAAUGUAAUACUUUGAUCACAUCUGAAAUGAGAGUAAAUAGUACAGUUGCACAUAUUUUAAAAGAAUUUUCAAAAACUAGAUCUUAUCUUUUUACCAUUUGUCUAACUACUUGAUAAUAACCAGAAAAGAAGUCCCUAAAUUAAAGACCCAAAUUCCAAAAUUUAUCAAGAUUGAAUUAUUUCUAUUAGAUAUCAUAGCCUGACAAAAUUGGCUUAAUGAGAUGUUUAAAUUAUAAUAAUGUUGUCUUUUAUUUUCUUGAAAUUUUAUUGUUUGGUUAAUAUAACUAAAGUUUAAUUGUACAAAAUUAAGCUAAGUGUUAUUCAGUUAUAAAUAUCUAUAUAUUUCAUUCUCACAAAGAAAUGAAAAUCCAUGCUGUGCAAAUAGAUCAGUAGUGAGAGAUUGUUAAGUUGAAAGAUGAGUUAAAUUUGAAAAAAGAUACAUUUUAUGUAUGAGCCACUUUACUCACAUUUUUUUCAGUGACAAUUUGGUUUAGUCUUGUUAACUAAGUAAACAAUGAGAAUGACUUUAAAACAAAAACCUAAAUUUCUAAAAAUUCUCUGAACUCUCUACAUUUCAUCUUUAAUUGUCCAGAUCUCAUAUUCCAGGAAUGUUACAGUGACAUCCAGUUGGAAAAUGUAAGAUUGGUCACAGCUGGUGGAAACCCUGCUAGUUUACAGCCAUGUGGGCAAGAACAUCUUUGAGCAAAGUGAGAGGAAAAUUCCUAGCAUAUUGCUUUUUGCUGAGGGUGUAUCAACAUUAACAUCAACUGUCUUUUGUUGUCUAUUCAUUAAACUAUGGAAGAAUAUUUUUGAGUUUUUGUUUGUUGGUGGUGCUGAGAGUUGAACCCAGGGCCUUGUGCAUGUUAAGCAAAUGCUUUAGCAUUCAUUUGUACUCUAUCCUAUUUUGACUUUUUAUCCUUGCAUAUAAAGGGAAUUUUUUUUUUGUCUCAAAAGGUCAUCAAACCUUGUGCUUUUUUUUCUAAUAUUUUUUAGUUGUAGUUGGACACAAUAUCUUUAUUUUAUUUAUUUUUAUGUGGUGCUGAGGAUCAAACCCGGGGCCUCACAUGUGCUAGGCGAGCACUAUGCCACUGAGCCACAAUCCCAGCCCAAACCUUGUACUUCUUAGCAGUGAAAUUUCUGUGAUAUCCUAAAGUGAAAGAAUGUACUGAACAAAAUAUAAUGGAAUAUCAGACAAUCUUUGAAAAUUAUUUUAUCAUUUUUAAAUUUUUUCCUUUUUAAAAGUUAAAAGAAGGGGCUGGGAUUGUGGCUCAACAGUAGAGCGCUCUCCUAGCAUGUGCGAGGCCCUGGGUUUGAUCCUCAGCACCACAUAAAAAUAAAUAAAUAAAAUAAAGAUAUUGUGUCCAACUACAACUAAAAAACAAAUAUUUUUUAAAAAUAAAAAUUAAAGUUAAGAGAGUUUUCCAUUCAAUAUGCAGUGAAGAAAAUCUCUGCCAGGCAUGGUGGCUCAGGCCUGUAAUACCAGCUACACAGGAGGUAAGGCAAGAGGAUCACAAAUUCAGGGCCUACCUGGACAAUUUAGCAAGAUUCUGUCCCAAAAUUUAAAAAGAUGGGGUUGUAAUCUGGGGUAGAUAGCUUGCCUACGUCAAUCCUCAGCACCACAAAAAUUAAAAAUAAAAAUACAGAUGAUCUCUUUUCCUAUAGUCCUGUUAAAAUGGCAGGUUAUUUUAAUACUUGGCCAGUCCAAUUUCAUUACAUUUAGAAAGAGGUUUCAGAGUUUAUUCUUUAUGAUAACUUGAGUAUCUUUUUUUAAAAUACAUAUUUUUGCACUUGCCAAUGGACCUUUAUUUUAUUUACCUGUGGUGCUGAGGAUAGAACCCAGGGCAUCAAACAUGGCAGGCAAACAUUCUGCCACUGAGCCACAACCUCAGCCCUGAUUUGAAUAUCUAUGUCAUCAAAUUUUUUAUAUUAGGCUAUUCUCAAUGUAUCUGUCACCUGAUUUUUUACUUUCUAUGAGUAUUUAAGUAAUUGGCAUAUGUUCCCUUUUGAAAAAUUUGAAGAUGUUUUAUUGCCCUAUUUUGUAAUAAUAAUGUUCUGAAGUUUUCAACAAAUACUCUUUAGUUCUCAGAAGCAUAGAGAACAAAAUAAUUUGGUACUGACACAGCUAAUUUCUACCCCUCUUUAUUCCCCCAAAGUAUAAAAGUAUUACUAUGUAGCAUCCUUUUUUAUAAAAUGAAGGACAGCACAAAUAUGAUGGCUUCCAUUUCUUAUAAAUCAUUGAUUAUGUUCUUGCAAGUAAAUACUGAUUGUUCUUUUUUAUUAGUUCUUUUUAGUUGUUCAUAACAUUAGGAUUCAUUUUUGGCAUGAUUAAAAAAGCAUGGAAUAUAAUUUGCUCUAAUUCAGUCUUCAGCACUUCUGCUUUUUCUCCCUUUUUCCCUCCUCAUUCCCUUCCCUCUACUCUGCUGAUCCUUCUGUUAUUUACUUGUGGUUUUUUAUUUUUUUUUUUUAAUUAGUGCCUUGUGGAUGUACAUAAAGGUGAGAUGCACUGUGUAUAUUCAUAUAUGUAAUAGAAAAGAUAAGUCAGAUUCACUCCACUGUUCUUCCCUUCUCUCAUCCUUCCUCUCUCCCCCUCAAUCUCCUUCCUCUACUGCAUUGAUCUUCUGUUUUGAUGGAAUCUCCCCACCCUUUUUUUUUCUUUUUUUUAAUUUUCUCCUUAUUUUGGACUACAUACUAAUUAUUCUUCAAAAACCUUUCAUUAGGGCUGGGGUUGUGGCUCAGUGGUAGAGUGCUGACCUAGCAUGCAUAAGGCCCUGGGUUCGAUCCUCAACACUACAUAAAAAUGAAAUAAAGAUAUUGUGUCCACCUACAACUAGAAAAUAAAUAUUUUUUUAAAAAACACCUUUCAUUAAUCCAGUUCACAUGUAUUGUCUUUAUGAAUAGAAAAACUCAUAAAAUCUAUAUUUAAUGUUGUCUUUGAACAUGAAUAUCCUUGGAUUUUCCCCCAUUGCACUGAAUAAAUAGAGAAGGGACAUUAUUUUGAGGAACAAGAGGCAUGAACCUAAUUAUGAUAAGUAUCUGAGUUUUAGAAAUUGUGGGGAGUCCAUAAAAUGCUUCCUAAGAUAGAUACGUCACACACACAUAGAUAUCAGGAAUUACUUGCUGUCUCUUCAGUAUUUUUCUGUUGUGUUUUAUCAUAUUUUCUAAUGUUAUGUGAAGUUAAGUUUGCAUGUAGGUAUGUAUGUGAUAAUAAAGAUAAAACAGAAGUAACAAGAUUUUUAAGGAAAUUCAUUCUAGAAAGUAGAAUGGAUAUUGGGAUAAAAAAUGGCCCAACUAAUAACAAACAUCUAGGCAGAUAGAAGUACUAAUACAGUAAAAAUUUACACUAUCUUAACAAAUGUUCCUGCAGUAAUAGUUUACGUAAAAUCUGUCUUUAUUAUGUAUUCAUUUGAUAAAAGUGUAAACAAAAAUUAAUUUGAUUUCUGAUCGUCCUUCCCUUCAUCAAGUAUUAACAAGGCAUAUAUUUUUAUUAUUCAUGGAGGGGGAAACAUUUAUUCUCAUUUUGAGACCAUUAAGCCAUUACUAAAUCUAAGAUAGCUCUUUUAGAUUGUUUUUAAAAAAUAGUAUAAUUUCAUGAGAUGAGAAAAAGAUCUGUGGUGACUGAAAAUUAUGAUCACUUUCCCAACAGUUAUCUAGAUCUGCCAUUGACAUUUUUUUUCUAGUUUACAAGCCAGAGGUUUAAUGUUAUGUUCCCCUUAAAUUAGACAUAGUAGUCCCACAAAAGAUGAUGCUUAAUUAAAAUAAAGGCCAAAGUAGACAUUUUUGAAAACAUCCAAAAUGAGCCUUUAUAUAUCUGAUACAAACCCCCAUGUUUAAAAUCAGGUGUUUAAGGUCUGAGAAUAAAGUCCACAGCCUCAAAGUUUUAGGCACAUGGGGCAAUCAAAUCCUGUAUUACAUCUACUUGGAGCUUAAAAAAAAAAUUAAAUAUCAUGAGAACAAACUCAAAGUGAGAAAGAAAGAAUACUACCAAAGCAUGCUGAAGCUUUUGUGUAGACAUACAGGAAACUUAUGAACAGGCUUUAUCACUUGAGAGAGCUCUGAAUUAACAAAAGAAAUUAGUUUAGCAGAUGUGUUGUAAAAUUAAUGAAAACCAUGUUUGUUUUUGAUGUGUUUGUCAACCUAUGGACAGUCAUUACUGUAUAUGCAUUCUAUAUUGUGUUUAUUUUAUGUAUGUCAGUGUUAGAGACAAGUGUCUUAAUAUUAUUUACUAUUAUUCUGAUCAUUUAUGUAUUAUUUAUACUUUACAGCACUUUACUAAUAUUAGAUAAAAAUUAUUUGCCCUCUUCCCUUCUACUUUUCUGUGACAUUUCUGUUAAUAUCUUAGGAAUCUGAAGUUCUAAGUCUAGAAAUAUGUUUGCAGCUGGGUUGGGUUACUGGCAUGGAUUACUUUUUAUAUGUCAUAUUAAAAAUACUCUUUUAUAAUAGCCUAAAAUCAAAUCAUCUUAAAUGCAAACACACUUGAAACUUUGUUUUCUGGAGUUAUAUUAAUAAAACUAAAUAGUCUUCUGGUUAAUCAGAAGACUUACUUGCGGGGUACAGUACUCCCAGCAGUUUGGGAGCUGAGACAAGAGGAUCACAAGUUCAAGGCCAGCCUCAGCAGCCUAAUGAAACCCCAUCUCAAAACAAAAAAUACAAAGGACUAGAAAUGUAGCUCAGUGAUAAAGCGCCCUAGGUUAAAUCCCUAGUACUCCCCCCCCAACAAAAAAUAUAUAUAUACAUCUUCCCCCCUUUUUCCCCCCACUUUUUUUUGGAGUGGGGGAACUGUCUCCUAAUACAAAUCUACUUUCUCUCCAUAAAUUUAAUAGUUUUUGCAUCAUUUCAGAUACCCAAAGGCAGGAGAAAGGAAGCCACUUUUUAGGAACUGUCAGUUCAGAGAAUCUGAAAAAUAGUAGGGGAGAGGUAAUGGGAAAAAGCACAUGCUAAAAAUCUAAGGAUGUUCGGCUGUAACUUGUUUUUUUUAACUUGGCUAUUUUCUCAAGUUCAAAUUUGGCAAAGUUUUCAGGUUAGUCUAUUGAGGGUUUCUUUUAGGAGCCAACUCUUUUAGGACCUUUUCUAUUUGGAACAUAAAUAUAUUAGUAUCCAAAUCAUAGUCCAAAAGUACUGAAAUAUUUAUUACGUAAAUAUUGAUACAUGAUUACUGCCAAAGAAUAGGGAGAUUUGCUCAUAAGAACAUUCAGUUUUGUUUUGUCUGGUUUUUAAAUGAGAUACAUGUUUUCUAACAGUCUUGAAAAAUCAAUACCCCAUUAUUUUAAGCUAUUUUCAAUAUAUUAUUUUUCAAAAACAUAUUCUGAGCACUUUAUUUUUCCAAAUGAAUAAUUAAAUCAUUUCAUGAAUCAUUUCUUAAUAUCUUCAGGUUUUUUCACCUUCCUUUGUAAACUGAUGCAUAGUUGUCCUUCAAGCAGAAACUGAUAUGAAUGCUUUAUAUUCAAGGAAAAUUUGAUAAACUUCAUUAUAUUCUCCUUGUGUUAUUUUAAAAUCUAUAUAGAUCAACAGUUUGUUUCUGCCCCUCUAACCAUCUCCUUAAAUUCCCAUUUAACUCUUCCCACUCAAAGGUACAUUGAGAUUAAAAUAAUUGUUUUUUUCUUCUUAGCUUCCUGUUCUUAUUAACUGGUAUUAUGAAUCAAAUUAAGUAUUCUUUGUGAAGUAAACAUUUACUGUUACAGGAUGUAAUUUAGCUAAUUAAAACACUUUUUAAAUAUUUAUUAGUUUACUUGGCCUGUUACUAAAGUGCUUAAUGUAGCUAAAAGUAUCUGUUCUGACAUAGCUUUGAAUUUUUUAAAUGAAAAUAAGAGAUUUGUUAAAUUUUUUUUUAAAGGUGCUGGGAAUAAACCCAGGCCUCAAGAGCAUGCUAGGUAAGCAUUCUCCCAAUCAUAUUUUUUUUUGAGUGGGCUUGGUGUUUAGUUAAUAUCCUGUUAGGGGGCUUGGGAUGUGGCUCAAGUAGUAGCGCGCUCACCUAGCAUGCAUGGGGCACUGGGUUUGAUUCUUAGCACCAUGUAAAGAUAUCGUGUCCACCUAAAAAAUAACUAAAUAAAUAUUUUUUAAAAAAAAAAAAAUCCUGUUAGGAAGUUUUGAGAUGCUUUCCUCAUUCUUUUUAAAGUUUUGUAAUGAGGCAAAAUAAUUGAUCCCAUAAUGUCAGAUUCCAAGCAAGAUAAAAUUCUUUCUGUAGUUCACAUACAGAUGAUUAAAUGGUGUGUUUGUUUUAUUUUCUUGGUGGCCUGACUCAGGAUGUGUUCUACAAAGACUCAUGUUAGUUAAGGGAAAUUUUCAAUAUGCUUGAAAUAUGGAAUAACAUUGUAGUAUAGAUACAGGAAAUGACUGUACACAAAUGCCAAAAAAUGAUUUGGGACCUUUUAAAUUUUUUUAAUAGUAGUCUUAUUUUUUAAUAGCCUUAUUUACUUAUGAUUCAAAUGCACUAAAAUGUCACUGCUGUUUACAGGUUCUGUAUAAUUCAUAAUGCUUUGAACUCUAGAAAAUAAUUUCUAGAUUUAUCUUGUUUUGCAGUUAUCAUGUUUGACAGUUGUCCACCAAACUGAAUUUUUGUUUAUCUAUGAAUGGUAAAACUCAAACAUAUUUAUAUUUUGCCUUAUUUUGAUUAGUAAAUUGAAUAUAUAAAAAUACUAAAACUUUGGGAAUAAAAAGAGGUUUUUCCCCCCAGUUGUAUUUUUUAAAAUUUUUCAGAUGAGCUAGAAAACAACUUAGUAAAUUGGAGUUGGAGUUGUACUGAUUACAUUGCCAGCUCUAAAGCCUUAUACUCAUGUGUUAAGUAUUUUUGAUUGUUCUAUGAAUUGUUAGUUUCAUAUUUAAUAUUGUAGCUUCCACCUUGCAUUUUAGCCUUUGCAAAAAGAGUAUUGCUAGGUAAAUUCUUAUUUUGGUUAACUAUUGAAUUUACAAUUUCACAAUUUUAUUCAUUGUCAUUAUAAUCCAAAAACAAUGCCUACAUAGAAAUCUAAAUUUCUCAUCCCACAAAUGAAAGUAUAAUACAGAUUGAAUAACCUUGUAAUUGUACAUAAUGAUGUCCAAGCAUUUCCACCUAUUUACCAGGUUUACCAACAACUUCCUAUGUGUUGAAAUUGGUGGAUUUUCUCAAUGUUUUUCUGAGGUGAAUGACUUGUUAGAAAGCUUCAGUAAGAAAUUUUAACUAAAACAAAACAAAGUCAAAGAAACCAUCAGAAGAUGGAUUUUAGUGUUUUUGAAAUCGUAUAUUUCCUUUUGGUAUCACUCAUAUUAAUUAUACAACUGCCAACUUGUUAUGGUAUUAAUUAUAUGUAUGUGUUUAUAUAUAUGCAUAUAAUAUAUGUAUAUGUAUAUGGAGAAUAAAGUUAAGAUUUGGUCAAACUAUAUUUUCCCAUUCAGUACAAAAAAUGUUUUCAAGGCUGCAAAAAGUGUACAGUUGUUAAACAAGUUGUAAAUAAAGACUUGUAUAAAAUUUCA